CUUUUGAGGUAGAGUCUGUAAAAAAACAACUAAUCUUCUUUUCAAAUAGAUUUUUGUAAAUAAGUGACAGGAGAUGGGCUGCUUUUAUAGAAAGUAUUAACCCAAAUGAUGGUUGUUAAUCAUUAAACGUGUUAGAUGGUGGUUGGCUUGUUUCUCUGAUAUUCUAAUCCGGGUCACAGAAUGGCUAAGGCAGCUUUAAGUGCAGGGUGGAUUUUUUUUUCUCAGUUUGCCUUGUGUUUUCCACUCUGAAACAAUGUUGUGGCCACUCUUCAUUCUGGUGACUGCUAUUCAUGCUCAACUCUGUCACCCAGGUGCAGAAAAUGCUUUUAAAGUGAGACUUAGUAUCAAGACAGCUCUUGGAGAGAAAGCAUAUGCCUGGGAUAUAAAUGAAGAAUAUCUCUUCAGAGCGAUGGUGGCUUUCUCCAUGAGAAAGCUUCCCAAAAGAGAAGCAACAGAAGUUGCUCAUGUCCUACUUUGCAAUGUAACUCAGAGGGUGUCAUUUUGGUUUGUGGUUACAGACCCUUCAAAAAAUCACACCCUUCCUGCUGCUGAGGUGCAGUCAGCCAUAAGAAUGAAUAGGAACCGGAUCAACAAUGCCUUCUCUUUGAAUGACCGAACUCUGGAAUUUUUAAAAAUUCCUUCCACACUUGAACCACCCACGGACCCAUCUGUACCCAUCUGGAUUAUUAUAUUUGGUGUGAUAUUUUGCAUGGUCAUAGUUGCAAUUACACUACUGAUUUUAUCAGGGAUCUGGGAAAGUAGAAGGAAGAACGCAGAACUAUCUCAACUGAUUGACGCUGAAGAUAGGUGUGAAAACAUGAUCACAAUUGAAAACGGCAUCCCCUGCAACCCUUUGGACGCGAAGGGAGGGCGCAUUAACGAUGCCUUCGUGACAGAGGAUGAGCGGCUCACCCCUCUCUGAAGGGCUGUUGUUCUGCUUCCCUGAUAAAUUCAACACUUGUUUCUGUGCUACUGCUGAGCAUUCCCAAAUACCAAGGGCAGAUCAUAUAUUUUGUUUUACCAUCCUUUUUUGUAAUAAAUCUUGAAUGUGCUUUAAAAUGAAAGGCAAUCAAUUAUACCCACAAACCCAUGAAAUCAUAAGCUACUGACUACUCAAAAUAUUCUAAAAUAUUUUUCUGACAGCACGUAAGUGUGACCAUGUGGUGUUUACAGUUAUUGAUUUAAGCAUUUCCAGAAAUAAGGUCAGGGCUAUAUAUAUAUAUAUAUAUAUACAUAUAAUUUUUUCACACUUCAAAGACCUAAGGAAAAAUAAUUUUUUCAGUGGGGAAUACCUAUAAUAUGGUGUAAAAAUGAUUGAAAAUGGAUCCUUUUUUAAUAUCGUUUAUAUCACUCUGUAUAUGACUAAGUAAGCAAAAGAAAAAUGUAUUGCAAAUAGGAUGGAUAAAAAUAGAAAUGCUGAUUAACAGGGUGGAAUUUUAUCCUGUUAUCAUACCUACAGCUGCUUAUAUAUUUCUGAAUAUCAGUCUCUAAUGGGACAGUUCUAUUUGCUGGCUAUUUCUGCAAUUUGCGAAAGUCCAAUCUGUGCUAAUUUAAUAAAGUGCUAAUCAUCACUUUUUGAUUGUG
Messenger RNA from Propithecus coquereli (Coquerel's sifaka), 1584 nucleotides. It is a transcript of the gene CLTRN, whose product is annotated as transmembrane protein 27. Lineage: Eukaryota; Metazoa; Chordata; Mammalia; Primates; Indriidae. The coding region runs from base 254 to 922 and encodes 222 amino acids. The transcript is spliced from 6 exons. The record is from RefSeq and is a predicted model, not a curated record.